Amphibalanus amphitrite is the source of this 6407-nucleotide messenger RNA. Its product is annotated as daf-12-interacting protein 1-like. The coding region runs from base 103 to 4935 and encodes 1610 amino acids. Lineage: Eukaryota; Metazoa; Arthropoda; Thecostraca; Balanomorpha; Balanidae. The record is from RefSeq and is a predicted model, not a curated record. Gene Ontology annotation, cellular component: cytoplasm. The transcript has 10 exons.
AGAGUUUCCCGUUCUGGUUCAUCCAGUAUAGCGUGUUUGAGGCUGGCCGAUGACACCGUGACUGGACCCGCGGUGACCUGACCUGACCUGUGCAGAGAAGCGAUGACCUCCAACGGCGACCUGAGGUCGGGAACCCCAAACGGGGCCCUGAAGUCACCGACGGAGCAAACAAACACACUGGGACGAAGGAGGAACAAGUCCGGCCCCAAGCGGGUGACUUUCAAGCUCGAGUCUGAUUCUGCGCCGAGAGAUGUCGCUAGUGACGGGGAGGCGGACACGGCCGACGGCAUGCCAUCCUGGUGGCCGAGGGCACCCUCCCCGGCCUCAACAGUGGGAAACUCGCCCUUAGCGACAUCGCGACCGCCGCCGACCGUGGUCGUCUCGCCACCGACCGUGACCUUGACAUCAGCUGACCCUGGUCUCUCGUCGCCGGCGCUGACAGGAGGUGCUCCUGUGGCGAAAGGGGUGUUCUACCCUAACGGUGGCACUUCUCCGCGGGUGUCGUCACCCCCACCCGAGGGCAACGGGCAUCGGGAGAUCGUGUCACCUCCUGCACCAAUCAGCGUGCAGAGCCGGCCGGCUCCACCAAUGGGAAGUCACGACCCGCGCAGGGUAACCUCGCCUCCACCAAUAGCAGGCGUAUAUACUCGCCAGCCCACACCAGCAACAGUCAUCCACCGAGGUCCAGCUCCGCCCACCACGUCCUACGUCAGCAAUUUACCCACCAAUCAAAACCAGUCAUCACAAGAGACCGCGAUGCCGGACUGGUGGCCCAAACAGCAAGUCAGUGACAGCCAACAGCAUGUCAGUGACAGCCGACCGGCUGCCUCUCCUCCAUUUCAGCUCUCAACGGAGAGAUCUCUAGCUGCUAAUCUUGCAGGCAGAGUUACCACUCCCCAGCAGAACAGACUCCAACCUGAGCCUGAGUACUACGACAACACCUCGCCGGAGUGGCAGGCGAGAAACGCGACGUCCCCCCAGUCCCUCUCCAGCCACAGUCCUGCCCCUGCCUCGUCCACGACGUCUGGCGCUGUGCAGAUCCCCAGCUCGGCGCCAAAACUCCCACCUCCUCUGCCCGCGAAACCGGGGGAUCGUGAUCCCAUGACGUCACUUCCGCAGGUGCCGAGCCGACCAGGGGACCGUCCAGCUGCUCUAUACAGGUCUCUCGCAAACACCGAGCAGCAGGUCGCCAGGGUGGUAUCCCAGGCGAACCAGGGCUUCUUCCAGUCGGCAAGAGAUGUCGCUAGUAUCGCGCCGACCCUGUCGCUACCGCCAACUGACCUGGACUUUACCCACCCCCGUGAGGAGGACUUCUGGAAUAUGUCGCCUCGACAGGCUCAAAUGACGUCACCCGGCGGUGGUGACGUCACGAGGCGACUGGUGACGUCAGAGGCCACCCAGACAGAAGGAGACCCUCUGCUGGAAUCAGACGACACUUGGAGUCGACUGCUGGAAGCUGUGGCGUCUGGAAUUCCUGACGAAGAGGUAGAUGGGUCUCCCGGACUGCGCAGUCGGUACGGGGACACCCUGCGCAGUCAGUACACGGACACCCUGCGCAGUCAGAACACGGACACCCUGCGCAGUCAGUACAGGGACACCCUGCGCAGUCAGUACAGGGACACCCUGCGCAGUCAGUACACUGACACCCUGCGCCGGCGGCCUGACACAGACGCUGCUGCCCAGCGGCCAAUUCUUCCACAGGGAGAGUGUCAGCCUCAUGAGAGGCUGGCCAGGCAGCGACAGGAGCUGGAGAGGCAGCGACAGGAGCUGGAGUAUCUGGAGCAGCAGCGACGACAGCAGGCGGAAGAGGAGCAGCAACCGCGGCGGGAGCACCACGCAGUUGAACAAGAGAGAAGCGUAGAUAGUUCACAACGCCAGGAACAGGUAUUCUUGGGGAAGCGAUAUAAUGAGAGGCGACUGUACGAGGAACAGCAAGUAGUUGAACAACGAGAGCACGAAAGGAGAAGAUAUGACCAGCAGGAAUGGUUACAGAAGCAAGAGGAGGAAAGGCAUUGGCAUGAACAAGAACGAAUAAGGCAGCAAGAAGAUGAGGAAAGACAGAAGCAAGAACAUCAACGACUGCUGCAAAAGCAAGAAGAUGAAAGACGAAGACAACAGAUAGAACGAGAAGAAGAGGAACGUAGACUUCAAUAUCAACAAUACCUCCAGAGGCAAGAGGAAGAAAGGCGAAAAAGGGAACAUGAAGCGUAUCUCAAACGACAAGAAGAGGAAAUUAGACGAAAACAGGAGGAAGAUGAACUUAGAAAGAGAACGGAAAGGGAGGAAGAAGAGCAGAGAAUGAGGAAGCAGAAAGAGGAAGAAGAACAAAGGCUGCUGAGGCAGAAAGAAGAGGAAGAGAAAGAGAGAUUGGAGCAACUCCGUCGUCAACGUGAACAAGAAGAAGAGCAGCGUCAGCAAGAGCUUCAGGAGCAGCUGCAACGCGAGCUUCGCAACCAGCACCAGCAGCAGUGGCGCCAAACGCAGCAGGACCAGCAGGCGCGGCGCGAGCGCGAGCUGCGUCAACAGCAGCAGCAGCUCCAGCAGGAGCGUCAGCAGGCGCAGCAGCAGCAGCAGCAGCUGGCCGCUGACUGGAGGCGCCCCGCGGAGAACACGUCGCCGCCUGUGGCCGGUCUGCGCCGGGACGUCUCUCUGCGGGAGUCGAGCCGGUCUCUGCGGGAGUCGAGCCGGUCUCUGCGGGAGUCGAGUCGCGCGGGCGAUCUGGCGCGGCGGGCGGGUCGAGUCUGGGACGAGGAGGCCGACUGGCUCCGCCGGGAGGCCGACUGGCUCCGCCGCGAGGCCGAGGAAACCGACAAACCAGGCUCCCCGCCCGUGACACAACAGAGAGGCGACAGCUACGAGCGCACCAGGGUGUACAGCGAGAUGAAGACGGCAGCAGCCACUAGCAGGGGCGGAGCGCACGGAAGCGGGCAGAGGCGGGCCUCGUUCCAGCAGAGUUUCAUGUCUCCGCCGCCAGGGGGCUACCUUCCUCCGUCGUCGCCCUCCAAAUCGGACCCGGGCUGGUGUCGCGGCGAGGAUAACGACUCGGGCCGCGAGGAUAACGACUCGGGCCGCAGUUCACCGAACCCUCUAGACGACGAACUCGAGAUCUGCCUGAAAUCCGUCGAGGAAGCCAUGGCUUCCCUGCAGAACUCUGUCCAAAAGAGUACCGCGCGCCCGGAAACAAGUAGCGCCACGCAGCGGCCGGAGCUGAACCGGAGUUUCGAGGUGUCGCCGGCAGGUGGCGGUUCUAGCGGCGACUGGCGCCGUCGCAGCUGUGAUGGCGCGGAACUGGAGACGUUCGGCAGGAGCAGGAGCAGGAGCUUGGACAGAGCGGAGGAGCGGGACAGAGCGGAGGGCGCUCAGGGAGCCCAGGAACUGCGGCCCUAUGGAGUGCUGCGACCGCUGCAGCACGACGCCCGCCAUCUAUGGACGGCGGCGGAAAACACUAGUUCUAACUGGACCCGCUUGGUGAUCGGCGACUGGCUUCUGGGUGCGCCCGAUAACAGACAUCCCCAGGAGGUCCUCUCCCGGCAGAUUGCUCUCUGGGAGGGUCAGCCGGAGACCCCGGGGCCCGACUGGCGCCAGAGGGGUCUCCGAGAGACCCUGGACAGGGCCCAGAGCGGGGCGCAGCAGAGGGUCCACGGACUGACUCAGGAGAGGGCCCUCAGAGGGCCUCAGGAGAGGGCCCUCGGAGGGACUCAGCAGAGGGCCCUCGGAGGGACUCAGCAGAGGGCCCUCGGAGGGACUCAGCAGAGGGCCCUCAAAGGGCUUCAGGAGAGGGCCCUCGGAGGGUCGCACUACCGGGGAAACAGAGAUCCAGAGUCUGAGGAGCAUUGCCAAGUGGACAGCCAGAUCAGCCGAAUUGGCCGGGAAAGUCGACAGAGGCACCGGCAUAUCACAGACAGGAUGUUGCCGUCUCCGACGUCGACUUACUCCGGCAGUUCCGGCCAGCGGAGUGACUCCUGGAGGUCCUCCCCACAGACUCCGACUCCGUCUCCAUGGCAACCGUCCGCCGCCAGCCCCCCUCAGUCGCCGGUGGAGGGGGUUGGGCAGGCUCGACAGUCCCCCUCAGGGUCCGCUGAUUGGAACACCAGACACCAGCCCCGACAGACGUCCGAACAGCCAGCGUUUCCAUGGCAACACAACGCCCCGCAGGAGCCGCCCUGGGCGGGUCAUUCUCGACGAGCGAACACGUUAGUGGAUCACCGCUACGGCACUGGCUUUGGACGACGGCCAACGCUGACUUCUUAUCAAAGCCAGAGCGCCACACUGCCUGCGGCCCAGCCGCGACCCGCAGCCCCCUGGGACUCCUCGGAGAGGGAGAACGUGCAUUCUCCUGGCUCGGUGAGAAGUUCGCCGGGCGGCCCGCAGGUGGCAGCACCGUCUUGCCACUGGGCAGCGCCACUGUCGCCCAGCGGUUCAGUGUCCAGCAUGGACUGGAAUCAGCUGUUCGAGACCAGCAGUGAGCAGUCGAGCUGUGUGGAGGACGAGCCCAGCUCCGUCUCCGGCGACUGGGGCCGCUCGCUCUCCCGAGAGGAGGUCGUGCGGUGGUACCAGCAGACGCAGCUGCCGCGAGGGGUCGGCGUAGACGCCCUCACCGGCCGGGCAGCCGCCUGGUUCCAUGGUCUGGUAGGACGCGCGGAGGCCGAACACCGCCUCCUGGCCUGUCCACCCGGCGCCUACCUCGUCCGCUGCUCUCAGAGAAUCUGCGGCUACACCCUCUCCUACCGGUCCCAGAAGAGGUGCAAACACUUCCUGGUGGAGGCCGCCGAGGAGGGCUACCGGUUCUACGGAAACCCCGAGAGGCUCUUCAGGACGCUAGACGAGUUGUUACGUCACCACACGAUGCAGCCAAUCACAGCGCAGGGCGGCGAGCUGCUGCGGUUCCCCUGCACCAACAUCACCAGCAUGGGGGCGUCACCACUGGUGAUGUGACGUUAUCACCAACGAGGAACUACAGCAGAGUAACUGCAAGGAGACGCGAUGGCAGAAGGGUUGGCCUAACUGCCACAUACUGAGUCUGGCACAUAAACGCUUAGUGUCGCACAUAGACGCUUAGUGUCGGCAAAACAGCAAUGAAAUGAAUUUAUGCUGUCAUCAAAGUGGCAACAAAGUGUCAAAGCUUUCGAAAUAUGACACUGAAGUGUAGCUAAUUUUUGUAUGGACGUUUGUGGCAUGUAUACGUACAACUUCUGUGCCAAAAGGAAGAUGUCAAUUGAUGCCUAGAUUCAGUGCCUUUUGGGUUGUGCGUAACGCGAGUGAACUUAAUAACGUUUUUUAAAUAGUACGGGUGUUUUUAUGGUGCUGUUUUUAAUUUGUUACAUCAGUUUAGUCAUGAGCACGUUAGUCCCUCUAGAAAUAUUUACGGUUUGGUAACUUCGCGAGGAAAAAGUUGAUUAGAAUCAUAGCUCGAUGUUUACCGUGAUAGCGCCUUGUUCUGUUGAUCCCCAUUCUGCCUUUGUCAUAGCCUUCAUUUGUCACAAUUAUCGUCCAACGUUCACCCACAGUGAACAUCGGUGUUGGGUGUUCAUACGGGCAGCGUCAUGUGAAUGAUGUCGGGGCUCUUAGUACUCCGUUUUAACGAGCUGUCGUGGACUCGUCUGCUGCACUGUGAUUGCGCCGUCUUCAGCCUUAUGCUGGUGUUUGUUCAUUCGGACUGCACAAUUGCCGGAGCUCCUUCAGCACAGGCUGGCUCGUUUGUUUGGUAGAGCUUACAGCUAUUACGGCUAUCUAUCAUAACAUUGAUUACCAUUCGUCAUUGAUAGUCAUCACAUACCUGAGAUUGGGUGACAAUGGUUUAAAUUACAGGAAGACAGAGUUCUGACUAGAGUUGCAAAAUUUCCCUACCGCACUACCGGCAUGCCGGUAAUUUUUCACUACCGCAGGUUUUUUCGUGGUAUUUGGCAUAUCCUGCCGGUAGCAUGCCGGUAUUUUUGAUUUUGCACAAAAAAAAUAUCAGCAUAUGAUUCAAACUUUGGACACUAAGAGGCUAUUGAAUUGUAAUAACAGCAAUCUUAGCCACUGCAAAAUACAUUUUGUGGUAGAAGUUCCAUUGCUAAGGGUAAUUGUACACAUGAACCUCAGCAUUUCACAGGUUUGGCUCUAAUAAGAAUUGUCAAGAAUCUACUGUGGUCUAUCAAAGGAAGAAUAUUCAUACAUGUUGCAAAAGCACAACCAAUUAGUAAGUCUAAUGGUAGGUAAUAGGUAUAAUACAAUAAAAUAAAUUAAUGUUAAUGGCAACAUUCCCUAGGCAAAAGGCAGAAUCAAAACAACACAAAACACAUUGUUUGGCAACUGGCCUUGAGUCCCGAGAUGUGGUCUGAGAUACUCUACAAAGAGUUUGACACUGAAAAUCCAGCUGAAAAGGCAGGUGUUAGGAAGCCCUGAGCCUAACUUCGGUCCCAAAA